Molecule: messenger RNA, 1102 nt
Organism: Drosophila novamexicana
Lineage: Eukaryota; Metazoa; Arthropoda; Insecta; Diptera; Drosophilidae
Product: mpv17-like protein 2
Exons: 1
Coding region: 102-959 (285 amino acids)
Biological process (GO): mitochondrial ribosome assembly
Cellular component (GO): membrane; cytoplasm
Source: RefSeq, a predicted model, not a curated record
CAAAAAAAAAAAAAGACAAACUAGGAAGUAGUCCGGAACGCACGUUAUUUUUUGAAUUUUUGCUCAGCCGGUGUGCCGAGCACACUGUAAAAAAGAACAGCAUGCUUGAGGUGGCGGCCAGAGGGACGGCCCUGUACCAGCCCCUGCUGCACCACAGUAGACACCAAUGCAUACGCCGUGCAUUUGCGACGCUGACAAAGAGCUGCAAUGCGACCAGAUCUGAUGUAAUCAGCGUGGGCAGAAUGCUUGCCAGGCGCCAGACACACGGCAAGGGCGAGGCCAGCCAGGCGAACACAUUCAUGCUGUUGCGCUGGUCCAAGCAGGUGUGGAGCAAAAUGUUUGGCAAAUAUCUGCUGGUCACCAAUGUGCUCGGCUCCGGCCUGCUGAUGGCCGUGGGCGAUGUCAUCGCCCAGGAGUACGAAUACCGUCACGGAUUACGCAAUCAGGAUCGUUAUGAUGGCGAGCGUAUCUAUCGCAUGUUCGUCGCUGGCGCUCUGCAGGGACCGCUGCAUCAUUUUGUCUAUAAUUGGAUGGAUCGCGUGAUGCCGCAUCGUUCAUUUCGGAAUAUCGUCAAUAAGAUACUCAUCGAUCAGCUGUUCAUGUCGCCCGCCUGCAUACUGAUAUUCUUCUAUACGGUCUGCUAUCUGGAGGGCCAAACGCUGCAGGCAACGCACAAGGAGUUAACUGCCAAAUUUCCAUACAUCUAUCUGAUGGACUGGCUAACGUGGCCGGCGGCGCAAUAUAUCAACUUUCGAUAUCUGGAUACCAAAUAUCGUGUGGCCUUUGUCAAUGUCUGCACGGCAGUCUACAAUGUGCUUAUGUCCUAUAUGAAGCAUGAUUUCGGCAUCGAUCUGCCCAUCGAUGUUGCGUCCAAUUCAAAGGAUGCGCCGAUUGCGGACCGAAAUCCAUCCGGAACAGCACCACAAUCAGCUAAUACCCUGACAACAAGCAAAACAUAAUUGAUAGCAUUUUAUUAAAUUUAUGUGAUAUAAGUAAAUUAACAAACAAAUUUGUUAGUCAUCGUAUUUAUUUUGUAUUAUUGUACGUAAAUUUCUGCAUAACGCUAGCGAGAGGCUAUUAGCAACAAUUUAUAUAUCAAUAA